Microstroma glucosiphilum is the source of this 1243-nucleotide messenger RNA. RefSeq lists its product as hypothetical. The transcript is spliced from 4 exons. The record is from RefSeq and is a predicted model, not a curated record. Lineage: Eukaryota; Fungi; Basidiomycota; Exobasidiomycetes; Microstromatales; Microstromataceae. The coding region runs from base 274 to 1068 and encodes 264 amino acids.
GAGGAGGAAGGACAAGAAGCUCAAGAACCAAAAAGAGGGGAGGAAGCGUAUGAGGGAGUUGAAUGUAGGCAGAGUUAGCAUACCCAGCGAGUCCUUCAUCAAGCUGCUCGACCGAUCAUCAUAGAGCCCCCAGCACCAGACAUCACUCAACCCAAAAGAGCACCAUCUGCCUCUACCACACCACUGCUAUCAUUUGUAAUAUAGUCAAAACACCCCACCAAGCCUCCUUUAUCAUCAAUUGCACUGCUGAGCGCAUGUUGGCAGACGCAAGACAUGUUCGCUCAGAUAGUGCUGCAAUCCUUUCGCUUCACACCGUAUUUCCUCACGCGUCUGCUCUCCCCGCGUCCUCCUUCCCUUCCUUCUCUCCCUUCCCAACAAGCACGUCAAGUCUCAAGCUGCCCGUGUUCCCCAGAUCGGUCUGGCGCUCAAUGCAUGCCAUCCUCUACAGAAGCCACUCUGCCUGGCUUGCUCACUUCCCUCGCGCAAGAGCUGAGCAGAGAGCUGCGGGGCAGAGGAUGUAGAGUACGCUUGACGGCGGCAAAGGCAGAGCAGCUUGCACUGGAUCUAGCGCUGGUGCACUUUGGAGUGAGGGUGGCAUGUCUGAUCGAUGCCUUUCUCCCCACAGCCGCCAGCAUAGAGGCCCUGAGUGCCGUACUGGAGCGCUUCUUCCCCAAUGCGCCUACCGCAGAGGGCAGGAGCUGGAUACUAGUGCAGCACGUCCCUUCAGAGCAGCUCUACCUGGUUCACCCUGCACUAGUCGGAGAGCUCAGCGCUGACCUUGUGACCGCAAGAGGAGGAGCGCUAGACGAGGCAUCCCCUGUCAUAUGGCUCGACGCCCGCUCCACUGUACGCGCCGGCACGCGUCUGACGCGUUCACCUUCGCAUCUCACCAGAAGCCUCGACGAGCUUCUGCAACACCUUGACAAGGGCGAAGAGCUCAUUUACCUGGAAGGCCCAGAGGGGCAGCAGGAGGAGAAGACACAGCGGCGCCGAACCCUCGAGGGUGUAUCUCUGGCAGGUCUGCUCCUCGAGUACGGAGGGGUAUACUCCCUCCUGGAGAAGGGCUAGGGGAGCGCAACGUCCUCUCCUUCUCCAUCCCUGUGUGCGCUCUACAUCAUGGCGAGGAGGAGCAGCUGAUGGAAUGGACGAAGGAGAGAACGCGUGGUCGGAUAGUGAGGCUGGUGCAGAGUGACGGAGAGAAGAGCGGUACGAAAGAAGCGAGCAAGGAGUUCCUACAGUGGCU